UGUGAAUGGCCCUGUAGUCUUCUGGGACCUGUCACGUCCGCAAUCUUUGGUCAUCUGCACUAUGUCUGCAGUCUCUUGUCAUCUGUACUAUGUCCACAGUCUCUUGUCAUCUCCUGUACUGUGUCCACAGUCUCUGGUCAUCUAUUGUACUAUGUCCGCAGUCUCUGGUCAUCUCCUGUACUAUGUCUGCAGUCUCUGGUCAUCUGUACUGUGUCCGCAGUCUCUGGUCAUCUCCUGUACUGUGUCCGCAGUCUCCGGUCAUCUCCUGUACUAUAUCCGCAGUCUCCGGUCAUCUCCUGUACUAUGUCUGCAGUCUCUGGUCAUCUUCUGUACUGUGUCCGCAGUCUCUGGUCAUUUGUACUAUGUCCGCAAUCUCUGGUAAUCUCCUGUACUAUGUCCUCAGUCUCUGGUCAUCUCCUGUACUAUGUCCUCAGUCUCUGGUCAUCCCCUAUACUAUGUCCUCAGUCUCUGGUCAUCCCCUGUACUAUGUCCUCAGUCUCUGGUCAUCCUCU
Molecule: messenger RNA, 512 nt
Organism: Staurois parvus
Lineage: Eukaryota; Metazoa; Chordata; Amphibia; Anura; Ranidae
Source: the annotation of a GenBank genome assembly